Molecule: messenger RNA, 1284 nt
Organism: Lasiodiplodia theobromae
Lineage: Eukaryota; Fungi; Ascomycota; Dothideomycetes; Botryosphaeriales; Botryosphaeriaceae
Product: Major royal jelly protein
Exons: 1
Coding region: 1-1284 (427 amino acids)
Source: RefSeq, a predicted model, not a curated record
AUGAAAUACUUCGCGCUUGCCUCGAUACUUUCCCUCGUCUAUGGCCAAGUCACCUACCAGGACGCUUCAAGUACCAUCCUCCGCACGGACAACGGGACAUAUGGACCGCCUUUAGAGGAGUUCCAUUACUACUAUGACCAAUGGCCCAUCGGCCUUGCCGUCUCAAGCACGGGCAGGCUAUUCGUCUGCUACACGCGCGGCGAAUACGCCUACACUCUCGGAGAAGCAGUGAACAAAACCGCAGAAGCCCCAUACCCAUCCGCCGAGCUGAACCUCCCCGUCUCCGCCCUCAACACGAGCUACAACGGCAUCCCCUUCGGCAGCGCCGAUUCCAGCGGCCUCAUCAGCGUGCAGGCGCUGUACAUCACGCCCAAAACCGCCACCCGCGACGAGACCCUCUGGGCCCUCGACACGGGUCGGCCGUCCAUCACAAACUCCCAAGGCGCAGUCACCGUGCCCUACGCCCAACCGGGCGGCCCGAAGCUGGUCGCCAUAUCCCUCGCCAACGACUCCAUCUACGAGACCUACACUUUCCCCGCCGACGUCCACUACCCGGACAGCUACAUGAACGACGUACGCUUCGACCUGCGCCCCAACACCACCUCCUCCUCCGGCGGCAAGGGCGUCGCCUACAUCGUCGACUCCAGCGACGAAGGGCGCCCCGGCUUCAUCGUCCUCGACCUCGGCACGGGGCAGUCCUGGCGACGCCUGACGCAAGACCCGUCCGUCCUGCGCGUCGACAGCGACGUGCCGAGCUACCACGGUCAGCCCUUCUACCAGCGCAGCCCCGGCGGCCGCCAACCGCUCGGGCACCUCCGCGAGGGGCUCGACGGGCUCCAGAUCUCGCCCGACGGGCAGACCAUCUACUACUCGCCCCUGACCGGAAACUACCUCUACUCCGUCCCGGCGGCCAACCUCCUGCGGCGCGACGCGCUGGCCGAGCGCGCGGCCAAGAACGCGGUGUCGAACCUCGGCCAGCGCGGCGGCAACGCCAACGGCUUCGAGGGCGACUCGAACGGGCUGGUCUACCAGCUGGUCCCGGAGCACAACGCCGUGUACUACUUCGACCCGCGCGACCUGCAGACGCACGCCUUCGUGCGGGAUCCGCGCAUACUCUGGCCCGACUCGGCGAGCGUGGGCGAGGACGGGUGGUUGUACGUCAACGUGAAUCAGCUGAUGUUCCAGCCGGCGUGGAAUGGUGGGCGGGAUGGGAGGGUGCAUCCCGGGGUGGUGUUGAGGGCGAAGGUGCCGGAGGGGGGGAGGAAGAUUAUGGGGGUGUAUUGA